UCUGAGCUCGCGGCGCUCGGGCCGGUUGUGACGUCAGACGCGCCCAGGCUCCUCACUCGCUCCUUGGCAGGUGCGGCGCGACUUGUGCGGUCUCGUCUGAUCCCAGCGGGUCCGGGCCGAACCAGUGCCUAGCAGGUUCGAAGAGAAGAGAGGUGUACUCAGCAGGUCCCUGAUGAACCAAGGGAACCCUCCACCGUAUCCAGGGCCCGGUCCGACGGCUCCGUACCCACCUUAUCCACAGCAACCGAUGGGGCCUGAGGUCUACCCUCCAGGACCUGUGGGGGGACCCUACCCACCUCCUCAGGGGUACCCCUACCAAGGAUACCCACAGUACGGCUGGCAGGGCGGACCUCAGGAGCCUCCUAAAAGCACAGUGUACGUGUUGGAGCAGGAAAGGAAGACGGACGACACCGGGUGUCUGGCGGCCCUGGCCGCGUGCUGGGCUGCUCUCUGCUGCUGCUGCCUCCUGGACAACUUGGACUGAGCAGCCGAGACCCAAGUCCUCCCUGCAGGCCUGCUACCUUCUGUUACUGGAAUAAACAACUA
Molecule: messenger RNA, 546 nt
Organism: Mesoplodon densirostris (Blainville's beaked whale)
Lineage: Eukaryota; Metazoa; Chordata; Mammalia; Artiodactyla; Ziphiidae
Gene: CYSTM1
Product: cysteine rich transmembrane module containing 1
Exons: 3
Coding region: 173-484 (103 amino acids)
Cellular component (GO): extracellular exosome
Source: RefSeq, a predicted model, not a curated record